Messenger RNA from Cucurbita moschata (crookneck pumpkin), 2026 nucleotides. RefSeq names its product histone acetyltransferase GCN5-like. The coding region runs from base 157 to 1827 and encodes 556 amino acids. Gene Ontology annotation, cellular component: histone acetyltransferase complex. Gene Ontology annotation, biological process: positive regulation of transcription by RNA polymerase II; chromatin remodeling. NCBI's taxonomy places the organism in Eukaryota, Viridiplantae, Streptophyta, Magnoliopsida, Cucurbitales, Cucurbitaceae. Gene Ontology annotation, molecular function: histone H3 acetyltransferase activity; protein binding. The transcript has 13 exons. The record is from RefSeq and is a predicted model, not a curated record.
AUGUCAAUUUACAUUGUGCGACUGCAGUCACCGCCGUUACCGAAGAAGAUCGCAAUGCGUCGUCGACCAGAACAAAGCCCCAGCCAGCUUCAUAAGGCUUCUGUCUCCUAGCUCCACUUUUCAACCGGAGUUGCUUCUUCCGCGCCAUUUUCUCCAAUGGAUACGCACUCCGCUUACCUCACUGGUACGAAUCGUUCCCGUAGUUCUCAAACCCCUUCCCCCUCCCACUCCGCCUCCGCCUCCGCCACCUCCUCCAUCCACAAGCGCAAAUUGGCCUCCGAGGACCACGUCCCUCCUUUCCCUCCAUCCUUUUCUCCUUCCUUUCCCUCCGCCUCCGCCACCUCCCGUAGUUCUCAAAGCAUAUCUGCUCGCGGCGGUGGCGCUGACUCCGACUCGGACGACGAUUCCGAUGAUGCUGUCGUCGAGGACGACGAGGAUGACUUUGACAAUGAUUCCUCCAUGCGCAACUUCACUGCUGCUAGACUUGAGAACAGCGGUGCUGGCGGUUCUGCUUCGGCUUCUGCUGCGCGUACAACCAAGAUCAAGUCGAAUGCAACGGUGAAGAUCGAGAAUUCGAAUAUCAGCAAGGAUGGAGUCACGGCUGGUGGAACCAAUGCUGCGGGUCCAACAGUGGGGACAACAGGAAAUUCUGUGUCCGGGAUUGUAGUGAAGGAAGACACUUCGAAAAUUUUCGCCGACAGUAUACAGACUAGUGGUGCCUAUAUUUCCAGAGAAGAGAGCUUGAAGAGAGAGGAGGAAGCAUUGUUACUCAAAUUUGUAUGCCUUUCAAAUGACGGUGUUGAUGAGCAUAUGGUUUGGUUAAUUGGACUGAAGAAUAUUUUCGCCCGACAACUACCUAACAUGCCCAAGGAAUACAUUGUUCGUCUUGUUAUGGACAGAAACCACAAGUCGGUGAUGGUUAUAAGACGAAAUAAUGUUGUUGGUGGCAUCACGUAUCGCCCAUAUGUCAGUCAAAAAUUUGGCGAGAUAGCCUUUUGUGCAAUUACAGCUGAUGAGCAAGUAAAAGGAUACGGUACCAGAUUGAUGAAUCACUUAAAGCAGCAUGCACGUGAUGUUGAUGGCCUAACCCAUUUCCUCACAUAUGCGGACAAUAAUGCCGUUGGCUACUUUACCAAGCAGGGGUUCACGAAAGAAAUCCACCUGGAGAAGGACCGGUGGCAGGGGUACAUUAAAGACUAUGAUGGAGGAAUUCUUAUGGAAUGCAAAAUCGAUCCAAAACUUCCAUACACUGAUUUGUCUACAAUGAUUCGCCGUCAGAGGCAGGCAAUUGAUGAGAAGAUAAGAGAGCUUUCGAACUGCCACAUUGUUUAUCCUGGACUUGAUUUACAAAAGAAGGAGCCAGGAGCUCCCAAAAGAUCCGUCAAAGUUGAGGAAAUCCCGGGUUUGAAGGAGGCUGGAUGGACGCCUGAUCAAUGGGGCUUCUCACGUUACAGAGCCUUAAACUCUGCUGACGGGAUCUCAAAUCAAAAGCAUUUGACUGCGUUCAUGCGCUCACUUCUCAAGUCAAUGCAUGACCAUGUUGACGCUUGGCCAUUCAAGGAACCGGUGGAUUCUCGUGACGUACCUGAUUAUUAUGAAAUCAUUAAGGAUCCAGUGGAUCUAAAAACGAUGGCUAAAAGGGUGGAGUCAGAACAAUAUUACGUUACUUUCGAGAUGUUUGUCGCAGAUGUGAGAAGAAUGUUUGGUAAUGCGCGCACAUACAAUGCUCCCGAGACUAUUUACUAUAAAUGUGCAACAAGGCUAGAAGCACAUUUUCAAAGCAGGCUUCAAUCAGGUCUACAAUCUGCCAACAAAGUUCAACCAUGACGGUUGCAAUGAAGAUGCAGCUUAUUAGUUGUACAGAUCCUUUUUCAUUACAAUCAAUUAUUCUAGCAUCUUAUUCUUCUAACCCUGAUUCUUAAUUGUUCAGGGUUAGGAUUGUGUAGAUCAAGUGAUUAUAUCAUAUCAUAUCUUCUUGGAUAGAGUUUAUUUAUGAGAUAGAGCGUGGCUUAGAUUCUGGGAUGUG